Messenger RNA from Hyalella azteca, 7447 nucleotides. RefSeq lists its product as uncharacterized. Bases 106 to 2457 code for a protein of 783 amino acids. NCBI's taxonomy places the organism in Eukaryota, Metazoa, Arthropoda, Malacostraca, Amphipoda, Hyalellidae. Gene Ontology annotation, molecular function: zinc ion binding. The transcript is spliced from 11 exons. The record is from RefSeq and is a predicted model, not a curated record.
CUAAAUUGAAAAAAGAUUUAAAGUCCAGCCACUGAAGUAUUUUAUUGUAUUUGGAGGUGGAGGUCAAAGGUAUAAUUGCUCACCCUCAUUUGGGUGCUGCAUCUCAUGAUGGUGGGACAAGAUAAUAUCCCAUCACUUCCAAGUGAGGCUACAACCUCCCUUUACACAACAUCCGAGGCACCAUUUGGCCCUGGAGUCUCCCUUGUGUCUACUAGGACCAACUCAGCAGUAUUUGAACAGGACCCUGAAGCACCACCUGCUUUGGUGCCCACAUCAGUGCACUUCACUGAAGUCAUAGUCAACUCUUUAAUGUCACUAUACAACAAAAUGGUCUACUCUGCAUCUGAAAAUGGCUCAUGCCAAGCAGACUGUUCUGGUCGAGGAGAAUGUCUGAAUGGAACAUGUUUUUGCUCAGUUCAAUAUGAAGGAGAAACCUGCAAUGAUCCAAAUGUUGCCUACUUUGCCUCUUUUUCUUGCAUCUUUUUCUGCAUUGCCAUAAUUUCCUUGGGUCAGCUAAUAAUGUGCAUACGAGCGGAGUACAAAAGAUUAAAAGCACCCACUCUAAGGAAAGCCUGCUGCAUCACCACUCAGAAAAUGCUCUAUGUCAUCACUUUUGUGGCGGCAGCUCUGCGAGGCGCUUACUUCUCAUCCCCAAGCAAUGCUGAGCUGAUGUUGGCAUCAAGUUUCCUGAGCAGCUUUUACCCUAUGAUCCUGAGUGGAGGAUCACUCAUCGUCUGCUUCUGGGCUGAGGCAUUUCAUCUUAGAAAUGUGAGAUGUGAGCGCCCACGGUUCCUUGGCAAAAGUUUCCUGGGAUUUCUAAUCUUCAACGUCAUCACCUACUCCCUAUUUGCUGCUGAAGUGUUGCUGCAGCGGGGCUCUCCUACUGAAGAAGAGAGGAGUUUCCUGGCGCACGUCUUCAACGGCUGCUACGCUGUGCUCAUGUUCAUCAUGGUGGUCUUCUUCCUGAUCUAUGGCGUGGAAGUCUACUUCAAGGUUCGUGGUGGCUUUGUGAACGAUUCGCUUGUGGUCGGGACCCUUCACUCACGCCAGCCGAGCUCCGCGAAUACCGUCCUGGUCACCACCACCGUCACCACAGACGCCGACGUCGAGGCUAAGUCCACUACCUGCACUGGACUUAGUAAGCAGCCAAAUACAUCUAAUGGAGGCUUCGAGAAGACCUGUGGAAUAAAGAAAGGUUCUGUUACGUCAGCUGAUUGCAUUGAUGCCAGUAGCGAUGAAGCUGCACUGAAAGAGAAAUCUCUUGAACCGCUACUCAAGCACGCCUGCUCAUGCAAAUCAUUGAUGCUCCAAAAGAACGCUAUUGCUGCUGCACCUGAACCCAGCGCUUCUGAUGAACAUGCAGCUGUGUGUCAACAACUGCUUGACAAAACUGUGCGGGUAAGCAGCAGCCCCGGAGAGGAAGAUAGCAGGGGCCGAGGUAUCGACUACUCGCAGCUAAGCCAGUCGAGGUUCGGGCUCGUCUUCCAGGCGUGCAUGCUGAUGAUCACCGUGUGCUUCCUCUUCUCUGACGUGCUCGGCGGCUUCUGGAAGAACAGGGUGCCGCUCAUGUCCCGCAACGCGUACGACAUUCUGUUCCGUGUGGUGGAGCUGGGCGUGGCGCUCUGGUUUCCGUGUGUUCUCUGGAACUGCAUCGCCCCUGAACAGCUCUGGAUACUCAAUCCUAGCAAGAUACUCAAAAAGAUCGAUAUUGACAAGAGUGUUGAGGUCACUGACCAUCAUGACGCUGGCGACAUCAAAGAAGAAGACGACACCAGCGUGACGGAGAGCAGCAAGCGCGAGUGCUGGAUCUGCUACGACACGGACGCUAACACCGUCACGGGGCCCAUGAUAGAGCCUUGCUUGUGUCGUGGCGACGUGGCCGCCGUACACCAUAACUGCCUGCGCAAGUGGCUUAUGGAGUGCGUGCAGAACAACAACAUGGAGCAGCUUGCCUGCAAGGUAUGCCAGGCGGAGUACGAGCUGGAGCGCUCGCCGAACUGGUGGAUCGGGCAAGGCUUCACGUCUCGCCACUGGCUGCACACGGCGUCGCUGGUGACUGUCAUGUGCGCUACCAUCGCUGGGGCGUGGACCCUCCUGCAGGUCUACCAGGACGGCCUCAUCCGCUCCCUCACUGCCGGCGUCAUGCUCAUCAUCAUCUACGUGUGUCUCAGGUUCCUGGGCUUCAACACGUUCACGGCGUACCAGCGUGCGCGGUAUUCUGCUGUCAAGAUCUUGAAUCGCCACUUCAGCGGCCCCGCUGCUGUGACAGCGAGCAGCAGCGCCGUGUCUUCAUCUCCUUCACACUCCAUGUCCUCAGUGUGCACUGAUCUCAGUGAGCUCAGUGAUAACUACGUCGCCACUAUCUCUGGGUCGCUGGCUUUCUCAGGCCAACCCGUGGCAGCUGCGUCUUCUGGUCAGGUUACACUCGACAUUUCCGCAAAUGUGGUGCACGCCUGAACUCGAACUUGUCAAGCCAAUUGAGAAGUGGGACUUAGUUGCAAGUGCAUUUUAUUUGUGUCGAGUCUGUCACUCACUGUAGCAUUUCAAUAAUAUCUUUUACCUGCCAUUUACCUAUAAAAAUGCAAAUUCCAGCUCUGAAAGUCAUCCUGUAGCCGUUUGCCAGUGAUGGCACUAAAACCUCAAAUGAUAUGAAGGCCGACAAGUUCUCAAGCAGACACGUCAGGUUAAUCAGAACUUUAAGAAUUUAGUAUCAGUGUUACACUUGCAAGGAUUCUGCUGCCGAGUUAUCACUAUGAGUUAUCACUCGGUAUUGCGAGUUUUCACUCGGUAUUACCGAGUUAUCGCUCGGUAUUACGCCGAGUUAUCACUAUGACCUGAACAGACGCCCUCUGAACUUUCAGUUCUAAUGACGUGUUCCCACGUCAUUAAUCAGUUCUAAUGACGUGACUCCUCUGGAGCCUCUCCGAGUAAUAAUAAAAAUACAAAUCACAAACUGUACCCUCUAUCUUUUAUUGGUGGUGAAAUUUGUUAGCCACUGGGAAAAUCUGUGAUUCUAAAAGGGUCGGUUAUUAGCACUUAGUGUUCUUAAUUUAAUAACGGUAAGGUAUGCAUAGUGUUCGGCCCGUUAUUAAUGAAGUGUUACAAGCCCCUGUUAUUUUCGAACUGUCAGGAGGUGAAUCAACGGAGCACGUGAUCCUUAUGACUAAUAAAAAUCUAAUUAAAUUGUUGAACAAGUAAUUGCUUUUGGUAGAUUUUUGACAUUCUCACAUUGAGAAGAUACACGAGACUAUACAUUAUUCAUUGCCAUGUACUCCCACUCAUCCUAACUAGCCCAAUGUACUGUAGCCGAAGUGUUCGCCACCAAUACGAUUGUGGAUGGCAUCCUUGCGUUACGUCUUCAUCUGUACCACUGCCGAGUACUGAUGUCUGAACCUGCAAAUGUUUCUGGGCAAAGUCAAUGUUCACUCUUUAACGUAUGAUUCUUUUUACUUCCUUAGUUGUACUAUUUACCAAUUUAACGAAAGUAAGCCAAAAUCUAAACUUAUCAAUUAAUUAGUGUAACUGUACGUAGUUGUUUUCGUUUUGUGAAAUUUUACCUUUUAUAUUGUUUUUUGGUAUUUCGUUGUCUGAUCAUGACAGUUCUUAGUUGGCCGCCACUUAAUGUGUGAUGUGGGCGCUACUUAUAAAAAAAUCUUAGUUAUAUGUAACUAUUGGCCGGCUUGCUUGAUUCAAGCCUGACUUUUGAUUUUACGGUGAUUAAGUUAUUGAUUUGCAAGUCAUUGGAAUAUUGGCUCCAUAGGUCAUUUAAGUCCUUGUGUAAAGACCUGUGAUUAUCGGAGUUCUAUCAUAUAUUAUUUUGUCGCGUCGUUAGAAGACGUCUAUUUUGUGGGAAAAAGAAGUUGCUUUUUGUUGACCUCGCGUCUUUGAAUGUAGUACGCCCCUUUUACCAAUCUCCCAUGUAGCGUUGUUUUGAACCCUUCAAUGAUGCACGUUUAUUUGACCUUUCUCCCAAGCGGCGGUUAUGUUAACUAUGAAUGAUGUACGUUUUUUUGAUCCGUCUUUUAUAUACCGUUAUUUUCGUGCAUUGGAAACCUUCAGACAACAAAAAACCAACAAACGAUUAUUUGCAAAUGACGUCACGUCUAUCAUUGAAGUCAUAAUUAUUCUUUCUAUCCUCACUAAUGCGCGCUCCAUAUCCGUCCAUGUGUUGCUUUCAGCCUCUGGUGUUUCCCAUGUAUCAGCUUUCUUUGCUUCAUGUCUUUAGCUCGAAUUUCUAAUAGUCCUUUCGGUUCCUGUCUUUUAUGUUUCGGAAUUAUUCAACUUCUUUUUCGUAACGUUCAUUUUCAGACUGUUGACUUCGCUCUAUCAUUUUCCCAAAAGUUUUCAUGCAUGACGCAUUGUAACAGCUGUAAUAAUAGGUAGUUUUCGUGUUCAUGGUAGAAUGUUUUUAUUACUGCCUGUUCCAGAGAGCUUCAAGCUACAACUUCUCCAAUUUAUUAUCCAUUCCUUGACAUGGAUUUACUAAAUCUCUAGCUAUGUGGCUGGUAAUGGUUAUUAUUUUGAUUUUUGUAAUUCUUUAGUUGAAGUUUCCAUUAUCGGACUUAUUUAAUGUCCUACAGAGUUGGCCACUAUUUUGCGUAUAAUCUUACUAGGUAUUUCUCAGUGUUCACUAUAUUCAUAUUAUCGCGUCCUCACUCCUAUAUCGCGUUGUGCUGCCUAUGCUGACCUAUUGUUUAUUCCUUGUGCUUUUUGACUCCAUCUGUGUCUUGCGAUCAUACCGCGUUGAGGCCAAAUCGACUGCAUUGGAGAUCCCUGGCUUUGAAUCAUAAGUUGAACUUCUGACCUAUUCGUGCAUUGCAUUUUUCAUCUACGCUCUGUAAUAAUGAUGUCAAUUUUUGUGUGAUGCGUUAACAUAUUUUCUAGGGUUACUUGUUCUCUUUAGACUGCACCCUAAUUUCUCUAUUAGCUUUCGGGCAUUUCUCACUGUAUGUGUGUGGGUAUGUUUUAAACAUUAUCGGUAUUUUUUUUUUCUUCAUUGAUACCCUGUUAUUUUUCUCUGUAAAUGGAGCAGUUACCAUUCCAUCUCGAGUUCUACUCUUUGACUGCCAUUCAAGUUUGAUUGUAUUGCAAUGUUGCUGGUCUCCAGAACCAUGCAUAUGUCGAAAAUGUUCUUGUAAUUGAUGCUACUUGCUUAAAGUCUCUGUAGCAUUGCUUGUCAACAUCCGCGUGAAGAAUUGAGCUGCCUGCUCGAUGAUCAGCAUCACCGAAUUAACUCUAUCUUCGUUGUCGUAAUCUGCUAUUGUCGGGCCCACGAGGUCGUUUUAGACCCCAUGAUGAAGUCAAAAUAAUUGACGAAAAAGCCUACAACUCGUUCGAGAGUUUGAUCGUAAAUUAAGUAGUCUCGUGCGGCACUCGAGCAGUUAGCUCUUCACUGUCCAAAUAAGUCUAAUUUAUCCAUUUGUUUCGGUACAAUUCUCUUCUGAGCUUUGGAUUAGUCGGGCUGUGGAGGGCUAAGCUCCUGAACUACACAACGCUGUACAAUUGCUUUAUUUUUUCAAUGUAUCCUAAAUCGAAGCUUAGCUUUAUGAUUGGAAGCACAUCGCUACAAUUCGGCUCUGUGAUUUAGUGCAAGAUUAUUUUAUUCGCUUUGUUACGUGGUCUGUGAUUAUCUUAUUGACCGAAUGUAUUACUUGAUACGCAAGUGAUACGAGUGAUUACCCAACCUAGAAAUAGAAACUAUGUAUAAAAUUUGCUAUGGACUAGGUGGUUAGCCUUCCUCUUAUUUAUUCGUGUCGUUUGUAGUUGACCCCGAGAGAAAAUCGUACGUUUUUCUCUGGAAUAUUGUUCCUCUAUUUGAAUCAUAUCCUUCGUGUGUAUUUAUUCGUAUUAAGCUCUUGUAUUGGUUGCUAUGUAGCUCAUGAUUUUGUUCAGUGCCCUAAGCACUGACGGACAGAGUGUCCACCGACCACGGCGGGUGUCCUAGGACGCUAUACCGACCGUUGACCAAAUAAUUGACCAUUUUUUUGGUUGACCCUUGACCAAAAAUGAUUUAUUCAGUUCGCAUUCUCAUAAAGCAUUUUAUGACAAAACGUUUGAUUUGUGUUCAGUGGAGUUAUGAAGAACUUUUAUUCACCUUUUACGUUGUUUUAUAGAGCUAAUAGAGGCUAAUUUAACCAUCAUUGUGACCUCCCGGCUCACGCAUUUACUCACUUAUUCGUUCGAUUAAAAUUCCAAAGUCUGUGUGAAACUUCAAUAAUAUGAAUCUUUCUUGAGAGUGCGUCGAGAAGAAACUUGUUUGCUGAUAUAAACUAAAAUGGUCCGUUAACUUGAAGUGUAGCUGGUCCUGACAUGUCUCAGGACUCUACUUAUGCUUACUCUUCUUAAAUGCUACACUUCUCGUCCGCUGCUAAAGAUCCUCUGAACUUUGCUUGUGUGAAACCAGCAAAAAUAUAAUGUGGCUAGUGCACCAUUCUGUCUUGAAUAAUUAAUCUUCUAUUAUUCCGACACAACCCAGAUAUCCGCUUGCAAUUUCUGUUUUAUUAUUCUACACAGUUUUUUAGAUACGGCAUAUUUUUUGGUGUAUCUUUUUGACUUAGAGGUGAUGUUGCAAGAGUUUUCUUUUUAUGUAUAUUUUGUGGUUCAAAAUAUGAUGCUAUAUUAUAUACCGAUAAGGCCUCUACCAUUGCAUUAGGUCGUUAGGUUUACUUGGAUCGUCCUCACAUGGUAACCAUAGCGUGAAGUCUUUGAAUUGUAAGCGAUUUGCCUUCCCAAUGAUUUACGUGAUUCAGCUAUUUCGUGAUCGAUAUUUUCAAUUCAUACGAUAACGAAAAUAAAUCAUGCCUUCUCAGUUACUGAAGUGAACACCAAUAACAACUUAUGCUAGAAAACAUUUAGAUCUACCAGCGAUGCUAGACCAAUGAGCUUACCGAUGUGACAAGAAAGUUAUAAUCUCCACGAGGUCUACUCACGCAAAGUGGCCUCUUUUUUUUUCCUUCGCACCUCAUCAAUGUCGCCAAAAUCACAACGGGUGUAAAGUUGUGUAGGACUUGCUAAUUUCCUAUCAGUUUUAUGCACAGAUUGGGUUUAUGUGACAAGUAAAGUUUCGAUUAAGUUCUUAGAUGCAUGAAGGCAUCAUCAAAAUUUAUUAUUGAUAUUUGUAAAAAUGACUCGCUAAAAUGCACCACUCUUCGCUGGAGAGGCUGCGCAGUCUUCGACUUAACCGCGCUGUGGGAUGAUCUUCAUGGUCUUUAUGUUACUGUUAGUUAUUCUUGGCUACGUUUGCUAGUUGCGACGCAAUUUACUUAAUCAACACAUUCUCUCAUUUUAUUUUAUCCUUCGUUAUUACUUGUUUCAUCUUGAAGGCCUUUAAAACUUGCUCGGUAAGAUCAGACUUGUUCUCAUGUAUACCUAGCGUAGUUCUAAGCUAGGGUGGUACAUCUGGCACGACUACCACUCGCCCUCGCAGCAUAAGUAUAGCACGCGCUUC